GCGGCCUCGGCCUUGGCGCUGGCCGGCGAGGGGCCACGCCAGCUCCGGCGGAGCCUAAAAUGGCUUUGGGCUUUGUGUACCAGAGAAUAUUCUUUUGUAACAGGUCAAAGGAAUAUCGAGAAAGUCCUUGUGGCAAACCGAGGAGAGAUCGCCUGCAGGGUGAUGCGGACAGCUCGGAAGAUGGGGGUGAAGUCGGUGGCAGUUUAUAGUGAGGCUGACCGGAAUUCAAUGCAUGUAGCCAUGGCUGAUGAAGCCUAUUGCAUUGGCCCAGCACCAGCUCAGCAGAGUUACUUAUCCAUGGAAAAAAUAAUACAAGUGGCCAAAAAGUCUGCAGCACAGGCUAUCCAUCCAGGCUAUGGUUUCUUAUCCGAAAACACAGAGUUUGCUGAACUCUGUAACCAAGAAGGGAUAAUUUUCAUAGGUCCUCCUUCAUCUGCAAUCAGAGAUAUGGGCAUUAAGAGUACUUCUAAGGCCAUCAUGUCGGCGGCUGGAGUUCCUGUGGUGGAAGGUUACCAUGGUGAAGACCAAUCGGAUAGGUUUCUGGAAGAGCAAGCCAGAAGGAUCGGCUACCCAGUUAUGAUCAAAGCUGUCCGUGGAGGUGGAGGAAAGGGAAUGAGAACAGCAUUUACUGAAAAAGAAUUUCAGGAGCAAUUGGAAUCAGCUCGAAGAGAAGCAAAGAAGUCCUUUAACGAUGAUGCCAUGUUGAUAGAGAAGUUUGUUGACAAUCCAAGGCACGUAGAAGUUCAGGUAUUCGGAGACCAACACGGCAAUGCCGUCUACCUGUUUGAAAGAGAUUGCAGUGUACAGAGAAGACAUCAAAAAAUUAUUGAGGAAGCUCCAGGGCCAGGAAUUAAGCCUGAAGUGAGAAGGAAGCUUGGAGAAGCUGCUGUUAGAGCAGCAAAAGCCGUGAACUACGUAGGAGCAGGAACUGUGGAGUUCAUCAUGGACAGUGCACAUAAUUUUUAUUUCAUGGAAAUGAAUACCAGGCUGCAGGUAGAGCAUCCGGUUACAGAGAUGAUCACAGGGACUGACUUGGUGGAAUGGCAAUUGAAGGUUGCUGCAGGAGAGAAGGUGCCUCUGACUCAGGAAGAGAUUGUCCUCAAGGGACAUGCAUUUGAAGCUAGGAUCUAUGCUGAAGAUCCCAACAACAACUUCAUGCCAGGAGCUGGACCGUUACUGCAUCUGUCCACACCAUCUGCUGACAGCUGCACCAGGAUAGAAACUGGGGUAAGACAAGUACCAAAUCAAGGGUCUACGAUAAUUGUUGGACUGAGCACCAAUGUGGAUUUCUUAUUGAAUCUCUCAGCCCAUCCAGAUUUUGAGGCCGGGAAGGUUCACACUAAUUUUAUCCCUCAACACCACAGUGAGCUCUUUCCACCCAAACGAUCAAUUUCAAAAGUGACUUUGUGCCAGGCAGCUCUUGGGCUCAUUUUGAAAGAGAAUCUGAUGACUGACACCUUUAGACUCCAGACAGAAGAUAAGUUCUCUCCAUUUGCAUCCAGCAGUGGCAAGCGAAUAAAUGUCUCCUAUCUUAGAAACAUCACUCUCUUGGAUAAUGAAAAAAAUGUGAAUAUUGCCAUACAGUACAAUCCCAAUGGAUCUUAUGACAUGCUGAUAGAAGAUCAGCUUUUCCAUGUUUCUGGUUGCCUGAUGAUGGAUGAUGGCAUAGAAUAUAUAAGAUGUUCAGUGAAUGGAGUUGUAUACCAGUGCAAAUUAGUAGUCCUGGACACUGUCAUCCACCUCUUCUCGUCGGAAAGUCAUGAGCAGAUUGGUCUUCCAGUGCCAAAAUAUUUAACCAGCAAGAGUUCAGGAGGGGAUCACAUUGGGCCUGUCGCUCCCAUGACAGGCACAGUAGAAAAGGUGUUUGUGAAACCUGGAGAUAAAGUUCAAAAGGGAGACUCCCUUGUGGUGAUGACAGCUAUGAAAAUGGAGCAUAUCAUCCGGGCUCCCAACGCAGGGAUAAUAAAGAAAGUUCUUUAUCAGGAAGGUUCUCAGGUCAAGAGAAAAGCUCUGCUGGUUGAGUUAGUGGAGGAAGACUGAUUCAGAAUAAUCCCCAGCGAUUGGAGUUUCAGGAAGAACUGCCUCCAAAUUCUUUACUCGUGAGAACGAAAGAGAAGAGUCCAAGGAUUUACCUCAGCACAGCCAUUUUUUAUGUUCCUCGGUGUUUAAAAACGAUCCUUUUUAAUUGCUGGAUUUCUUAGCAGCUGACGGUUCUCCAUGAAAGCAAAAAUGGUCUCCACUGAAAAAUAUUUUAAACCGCCACCGGAGAGGCUGCCUGUUACCGUAGAAACCGUGAUGCCUGCCUGGGUACUUUGAAAGUUUGUGAUUACAUUUUCAUUUAGCCAGCAGUGUAAUCUGAUAGUCCUGGACAAGCUGAGUUCUCACAUCUCCAUUGGUAUAAUAAUAGCUUGACCCAGGGAGGUCAGUGUGGAUGAAAAAAUUCUGGAUUGAGUGCACUAAAGAACAGAAGACAAGAGAAGUAAUGUACCUUUCCAGCCUCUGUACUCAGUCGAGGGAUCAAUGGCAACCAGAAAAAUAAUAGAAAAAAAAAAACCACUGUACGAACACUUUUUGUCCCUCGUCUUCCUUAGCAUGUGUUGUCUCUUGGGAAAACAGCUGCAAUGACUAUUUACAGCUUCAAAGACCAGAUUCAAUUGUUGCAUUGUUUUAAAAUAUUUUUGAGAGCUGUGGUUGGGAAUGACAAAUUUUAAUUUGUCAUUCUCAACAGGCACAGUUUGUUCCGAUCUCCCUUUGUCCCGCGUUUGGGUUGUCUGAUUAUGGAAUUUCUAAGAUCAGAUCUCCACAUUUUAUACAGUACAUUUAAAAGGCUAACUAACAUGUGGUAAUAAUACAGCUCUCCCAAGUAUUUUUUCCU
Molecule: messenger RNA, 2875 nt
Organism: Protobothrops mucrosquamatus (brown spotted pit viper)
Lineage: Eukaryota; Metazoa; Chordata; Lepidosauria; Squamata; Viperidae
Gene: MCCC1
Product: methylcrotonoyl-CoA carboxylase 1
Exons: 20
Coding region: 163-2040 (625 amino acids)
Cellular component (GO): mitochondrion
Molecular function (GO): methylcrotonoyl-CoA carboxylase activity; ATP binding; metal ion binding
Source: RefSeq, a predicted model, not a curated record